AUGAUGUUCGCCAAGUUGCUAGCGCGGCUAGCGGUCUUUAGCCUUACUUGCUGGCUUCAGAGGAUACACGCCCUGCAGAACGAGUGCGACUUUAAUUUCAACGUCAGUUUGUUAUCAAAUAUAUAUGACAAGUACAAUGGGAAACAGAUAGACGAGAAUGAGGGGAGCACAGACUACUGCACCAAUUUGGAGAGUUUAAACUCUCUCAAAUCCUUCUGGCAAUUAAAAUUGAAAUCUAUAUGCACAGAAGAAACGUCCAUUUUGGAUAAACAAGUAUUUAACAACAUCUGCAGCAAAACGUACAAAGUGCCCCAUGUAACGGUGAGCGGAUUAGAAGUAGGCAAUGAUGUUGUUAAUAUCGAAUUUUUCUGCGCUCAUUUCUUGUAUAGUAACAAUAAAGAGAUUAUAAAAUGUGUACGACAUAAUAUUUUGAACAAUUACCUAGAUUCUUACCACAUAGCUUUUGAUUUAUCCGUUUCGCAAGAAUUGCUAAAGCAGUCGAACCAUGUAGAUGAUGUUUUAAAUUUGAAAAACAUAGAAGGAUUGGCUCUCACUAAAAGGAUAAUAGACGAUUCCGUAUGUAGGAUACAUUCCAGUGUCCAUACCAUUAUGAAUAAGCAUGACUUUGAGUUAUUCAAAGCGUUAGCAGGCUUAUGUACAAAAUUGGGCUUCCAUAAUCAUUUUAUCAUAACGGAUAAUAUACACCCGCUAACUACUCCUAUAUUUAAUGAAAUACCCUAUAGUUUAAAUUCGCUCAAUUUUAAUAUACAAAAUAGUACCAUGUACUACACAAACUAUGAAUACUUUGUGUAUAAUGUUAAGCUAGCCGAUAUAGAUCACGUCCUUGGUUCGUAUAUGUCUCCAUCUGCCCUAGCGAUAAGCAAAAAUAACUCGUACGUAACGUGGUUAGGACUCAACAAGGACAACACUCUGUACAAGAAAAAAUUUACUGAAUUGUAUAAUCUGCUAGACAACAAUAAAUAUAUCGAAAGGAUUGUUCAGUGUUAUAGUAAGUACACAUCCAAGUAUUAUGGAAGUAGUGUAAAAUAUUUUUUACGAUAUAUUCCAGAGAAUAAAAGAGAUGUGAUGCAAAAUAAUCCAAAAAUUUUUGUGUACAUUAUUAAUGGCAUAUGUAAGAAUAUCCCAUCCAUUCACAAAUGUGUUGAGAAAAUUAUUUUCCUUGAUGGAAUAUACGAUUUGUACUUUAAAAAUUUUAUGAUCAAUUUUAUAUACUAUAAUGCGGCUUGUAUUUUUAAUUGCAAUCCGGUGGACUUAGGAAAAAUUAUUAAUGAUGAACAGGUGUGGGAUAUCCUUGACAUCCCAACAAAAAUUGAAAAUUAUUACAAAUAUUAUUAUGAAAUUAAAAAGAAAUUAAAAACGUUCGAUAAAUAUGAUGAAGAACAUUAUAAGAUGCUAAUUAAAAAGUCGAAAGAAGAUCCAGAUGUUUUUUCCAAAAUAGACAUUGAAUUUUCCUGCACGAGGAUGGGAAAGUGGCCAAUUCGUGGAACCACGGGUAGAUGGCUAUCAGAUGUUUUAUGCGAAACUAAGUUGGUUCCUCAGCUGGUAUACAAUUACGAAUAUGCAGAAAAGCAACAGAAGAAGAAUAAGAAAAAGAACGAAAUUGACACCAAUUUGUAUACUUUAAAAGAAAACACGAGAUUAAUUGGCAUGGAAUUUGAAGACCAAGAACCGUUCAGAUGUGCCAUUAGUUACCUCGGGGAUGAAAACAAAAAGACACAUUUACCAGUAUCUGCAACUUUAUUGGUGCACGCAGCUAUUGGGUUCUGUACACUACACGGUUUUAAAAUCGUUUGGCUAGCUGAUUCUGCCUUUGAUAUACACACCAACGUGUAUCUAAGAUAUACCUCCAUCUUGGAACAAGGACAGACCUACUACGAACAGAGCAAUUUUGAAAUUUAUGGACAAACAAGACUUAUAGCACAGUUGGAAUAUAUCGCCUCUGGAAUGAACGUAGAAAAUAAUCUUAUUACAUCGGGUACCUUUAAAAACAGGUACAACAUGAUUAGCUACCCAGGGGCAGACUUGCAAUUUAUGCUCCUCAUGUCAAAGAAAGUCAAAGAAACUAUUUACAAUUUAAAAUUUGAUUGCCAUAGCUGGGAAUACAAAGGAUGCUCAGAAUACUACCCCUUGAUGAAGAAGAAUAAAAAAAUUGCCACAGAUGAACAAUACAAUACAAUUAAGCUGAAUGGAAAAUAUUCCAAAAAAGAAUUAGAAGAAAUGUAUGAAUGUGCAUUUAUGCAUGAUAAAACCUUCCAAGAGUUGAAUAAAAUGUUCCCUAAAGAAUGUACCUUCGGCUCAAGGAUAGGAGAGUGCCAUAAGAAAGUUAGAAAACAUAUUCCUUGCUACAAUGAGCAGUCAUGUAAAUAUUUACUUUAUAUUUAUGAAAAUUUUUACAAGCCACAGAACCAUGUGAAUUUGCUCAAUGAGCAUUUUAUAAAGGUAUCCGAAAAUUUAACCAAAAUGUCUAGACCGUACUACUUACAGUCCAUUUUAGCAUUAGAACAUGAUAUACAAAUUAAGAAGAGCAAAAAAAUGAACACACAGUAUGAAGACAUUGUGUUGUUCAUUUUGAAGAAUUCCAUAUUUUACGUUUCCUGGGUUACAUCCAGUGAGUACUGGAAGAGGGCUGUGUACGUGCAGGACACGAAUACUUCCCUUGCGACGAUUAACCAAGUGGAGGACUACAAAAAUAGGGAGAAAAUUUGCCCAGUUGCCUACGGACAUGAGUUCAUAGGGCACAUGCUCGUGCAGUACAUGAAGUUUCCAAACGAUUUGUGA
Molecule: messenger RNA, 2799 nt
Organism: Plasmodium cynomolgi strain B
Lineage: Eukaryota; Apicomplexa; Aconoidasida; Haemosporida; Plasmodiidae
Exons: 2
Coding region: 1-2799 (932 amino acids)
Source: RefSeq, a predicted model, not a curated record